GACAGAGAAAAUUAAUUACAAUAUAUAAAUACCUUGGGUUAGUUGCAAUUAGAUUUAAUUGGAUUGUUAAUCAACCAGCUCAACAUCUCAAUCAUCAAAAUGAAAUUUUCAGCAACUUUAAUCACCAUCGUUGCCUGUGCAACUUUGGCAAGUUCAGCUUCUAAUGAUUUCCAACAACGAGUUAACGGUUUAAUCUCAUCUCUUAGCUCCAAACUUGACCAAGCCUCAGAAGGUGGACAAGCAAGUAAAUUAAUUAAGAAUGCUCUUAAAUUGGUCAACACUGCUUCCUUUGUUGGUCCAGCAUCUGAAGCCGCUCAAUCCGCUCUUACCCACGCCGAGAAAAUUGUCCCACAAGUAGAGAAAUUACUUUCCAAUGGACCAGCCUCACGAAACAGCGCUGUCACCAUGAUCGCUGGCUUAGUCGGUCAACGAAGUGGUCUUCUCGGUGAAGUUUUAGCCAAGUUUGCCAAGAACAUGGAAGCUUCAGGUAACCAACCUUUGGCCGCCAUCUUUAAAACCGCUGCUGAAACUUUCCAACAACAAGUCUUGACCAAUGAUAAUGCCCGAAAUAUGGCUAACAAGGUUGCCGAUGGUAUCGAUAUGGUUGAAGAUGCAAUUAACCUCCUCAACAACAUGUCCGGUGGUAUGAUUCCUCAAUUGAACACCAUCGCUGGUGCCAUCAACACCUUAGACGAUGCUUCUGACACCCUUCUCAGCCGAGAAAAGGAUGAUGAUUCCAAAAAUUUGAUCGUCUCAAAGGUUCUUGGUGUUCUUUACAAGAUGAAGGAUUCAAACAACCAAUUUGCUUUCGACGCAAUCAACAAGGUUUGCGACAAACUCCACAGUUCCCAAGCUAAAAACUCAGCUUAAACCUUUGUUGAUCCAAACCUACAAUUUAGGCGAGAAAAGAACAAUAAAAAAAAGUAAUUAAUCGCUUAAUCAUUAGUAAAACAAUAAAGGAAAUGAUUUAUUGACAUUAA
This is a messenger RNA of Panonychus citri (citrus red mite), 980 nucleotides long. RefSeq lists its product as uncharacterized. The record is from RefSeq and is a predicted model, not a curated record. The coding region runs from base 100 to 870 and encodes 256 amino acids. Lineage: Eukaryota; Metazoa; Arthropoda; Arachnida; Trombidiformes; Tetranychidae. The transcript is spliced from 2 exons.